CUCACUUCUUUUCACCUGAGACCAUAAGAGAGCAGAGAAGAAGAUCACCAGAAGCGUAGAACGGUAGAAGCUAUAAGACGUAAAGAUCGGAAGAGAAGACACAUGUCGUCUGAGAAACGAUCUUCAAGAGCACAAGGAAUGGACACAAGGCCGCCAUUGUCGGAGACCGAGAACAUCUCUUGCCCACGUUGCCACUCCACCAACACCAAAUUCUGCUACUACAACAACUACAACCUCUCCCAGCCCCGUCAUUUCUGCAAGUCCUGCCGCCGUUACUGGACCCGCGGCGGAUCCAUCCGUAACGUCCCCGUCGGCGGCAGCCGCAAGCCCUCCUCCGGUAAACGCUCCCGUGCCGCUCGCGCCGUGACUUCCUCUUCCCCGACACGCUCUGUUCGCUCCCCUGUUCCUGCGGUUCUUGGGUUGUGUACCGGGUCGGGUCGCGACGUGAAUCUGAACGAGACGGUGUCUGGGCCCGAGACCGCCGGGAGUUUCACAUCUCUCCUCAGCUCCCCGGCGGUGGACAGCGGUAUUGAGUAUGUGUUUGGGUCGAAUGGGUUGGAUUACGGGUUCGGGCUCUGCGACUGGGCGGCAGAUGAUAUAGUCGGUGAAGCUGCUGGCGGAAGUGUCAUCGGAAGCGUGGCUACUACAAGUUGGAACCCAUGGCGGACUAGCGGCGGAGGGAUGGCUGAAGGCGGCCUCGCCGACGUCGGUGAUUGUUUAGGCUGGCCGGAACUCGCCAUUUCUGCACCCGAAAGGAAACCUUGAAUCGGCUAAUGAAAAUCAUGGAAGGUUAAUUGUGUUGAACCAUGCGUAUCUGAUAUUAUGAUCUUUGGUUUGGUUCUUUAAUUCCGUUUUACAUGUCCGGUUAAUUAACUGCUCAAAAUUUGUAGG
Molecule: messenger RNA, 891 nt
Organism: Cuscuta europaea
Lineage: Eukaryota; Viridiplantae; Streptophyta; Magnoliopsida; Solanales; Convolvulaceae
Source: the annotation of a GenBank genome assembly